UUGCAUUUCCUCGGGGAUCAUCAUAUGAUGAUAACCACACUUUAAGGGCUGAUCAUAUCUCGUGUUGAUAUUAACAGUUUGUGAUAAGGAAUCAAGUUUUUUUUCUGUAAGAUUUGGUAUUAUUGUGUUGACCCACCUUUAUCUAGCCACGUUGAGACAAUGGUGCAUUGUUUAGUGAUGAUGGUGUAAUCAGUUUUGUCACAAGUUUGGUGUUUAUGGGUCACUAUGAAUGUGUCACCAUAGCAAGUUUGGAAACCAUAUAAGUGGGAGACACUUGCAAGAUCUGAAUGAAGAACCGACAUUAGCAGUAGCAUCAGCUGGAGCAGUAUCAUUACUAGGAAAGGAGUUGUCUUAUAUAGUCCAGUCCUUCAUCACGUCACUAAUGGACACCCACAUGCCAACGUGUAAUGGAGGACACGGCCAGUCACAUCUCACCCUUGGACACGCGUGUCUUACUGUGUCUAACGUGGAUGCUGCAGCUAAACUCCAGCUUUGGGCACAAGCUGUUGAGUGUUAUAAGUGUCCUCCAUGGCCAUACCUGAUGCUGCAACCCGGCACCUCACAAGAGCUGGCUGUCAACACCACAUAUCCUACUGAUCUUUAUGUUAGAAAUACAACUGGAGGUGACCUGUACAAACUGACGUAUCACUUUGGAGAAUAUGGGGCCUAUCAGCUGGGGAUUAGUACAGAGAGCAUCUCAAAUAUAAAAGUCCUCACUAAGCCUCCCAAUGAAUUUCUUCCCUUGAUUGUUGCAUUCGUGUUCUUCUUCAUGUUGGCGUUCAUGUGGCAGUGUGCCAAGUUCUUCCGGUACCGCAUGGAUUCACCGUGCACGACUCGCAGAGUUAGGUCGGUGUCAGCAGGUGAAGAGACUUCUCUGCUGUCAUCCCAGCCAGUAUAUCAGGGAAGUCCUUCAUCUUCUCAGCUGCACCAGACGACUCCAGUAGCACCGUCCCUGUUACCCCAAUUAUCAGCUGGUAUCCCAGACUCAAGUAUGAGAAGAGGACGUCUUCAGUCUCUGGACACUUUCAGAGGACUUGCCAUCGUCAUCAUGGUCUUCGUGAACUAUGGAGGCGGUCGGUAUUACUUUUUCCAACAUGCCCACUGGAACGGCCUCACUGUUGCUGAUUUGGUCUUUCCCUGGUUCAUGUGGAUAAUGGGGGUGAGUAUGAUCUUCUCAGUUCGGUCACAGCUGCAGCGCACCACCAAGAGGUAUCUGAUGGUUUUCAGGAUCCUCAAGAGAUGUGCAAUUCUUUUUAUUCUGGGCCUAAUCAUUAAUAGUGACAACAAUCAAAACUACAUGCCUACCCUCCGGAUCAUGGGUGUUCUGCAACGCUUUGCCAUUUGCUACGGCAUCACAGCAUUAAUGGAGGUGUACUUAAUGAAUCCCCAAGAAUCACCAGAGUAUGUGUGGUACUGGAAGAUACGGGACAUUAUCAGGUCUGGAGUGCAGUGGGUCAUCACUAUUCUUCUAGUUGGAGUGCACACAGCCAUCACAUUUGGCCUCCACAUUCCAGGAUGUCCCACGGGCUAUCUAGGUCCUGGGGGUCUUCACGAUGGUGGUGUCCACGGCAACUGUACUGGUGGUGCUGCUGCUUAUGUGGAUGUUAGUGUACUAGGCGAGGCGCACAUAUAUUCACAUCCAACGUGUAAGACAAUAUACAACAAUGAUGCUCCUUACGACCCUGAAGGCAUCUUAGGUGCUCUGAUGGCGGUGCUCACGGUACAGUUUGGAGCAGCAGCCGGACGCAUUAUCAUCACUUACCAGGGCCACGGACCACGCAUUAAACGCUGGCUUGUUUGGGCAGUUGUUUGUGGCUUGUUAGCAGGCUUCCUUUGUGACUGGCGUAAGGAAGGUGGCCCAAUUCCUGUGAACAAGAACCUGUGGUCGCUGUCCUUCGUACUGACCACUGCCUGCUUCGCUUUCUUCCUUCUGUCACUCCUGUAUUUGUUCAUAGAUAAAUGGCAAUGGUGGAGCGGCAACCCAUUUAAAUACCCUGGUAUGAAUUCAAUCUUGAUCUAUGUUGGCCAUGAGAUUUUUGGUGGAUUGUUCCCCUGGUCUUGGAGACCUGUUGGUGAGACCCAUACAAACUAUCUCAUCAUGAACCUCUGGGGCACGAGCACAUGGGUUAUCAUAGCUUAUCUCUGUCACAAGCGGAAGCUAUAUUUGUCUGUGUAAAGCUCAAGAACUGGAGGAUAAGCAGAGUUGGAGCAUGUGUCAUGCUGACCAAGCCAAUUGUACACAUUUCUCUUCUCAUGCUUUUAAAUCUUCAACUUCCACCACGCAUUACAGUGUAACUAGGCAGCUCUUUCAAUGGUGCUAGUUGAUUGUUGUAAUCCCUCUGGCAUCACAGUAGAUGCUAGAUGCUGUGUUUUCCUUACCAAAUUUUGUAGUAUGUUGGAAAGGGGCCAAUCAUUGUGAUACAUAAUAAUGAGCUGAGAAAGAGAGAGAGAGAAGGCAAGCCUUCCAAUAGGAUAUGAUUUUGGCAGAGAAAAAUUUACUAAGGAUCCUCAAAUUUCCUUUUGUCUGUCAGAAUCAUGGCUAUUUAAUUUUUUAGUUGAGGCUAAGCGUAUGUAUUUUUAUAUUUUUGAUGUAAAGUUCUAUCUUUUACUAUUCAAUUUUAGAGAAUAAAAACAGUUAUACAGCAGUUUGGCAAAGAAUAAUAAUACUGUAUUAGUAUUAGUGUUUCUUAGUAUGGUUAAUUAAGAAAGUUCCUAACAAGUUACCAAUAUGGAAAUAAUUCUUAAUCUGAACAUGCAUUGUACAAUUCCUCAUGUUUUGAAACAUGACUUUACAAUUCGGUUCAGCACACUUGUACUAGGCUGUGAUUUAUCAUGACAGCUUUUAGGCUCUUGAGAGUCGGUCUCCGUGGUGUGAUAUUUUUUUUUUUUUUUUUUUUAAACAAUUAUAUGUGCUGCUCAGUGAUCAUUUACCAUCCAAAAAUGUCAGAACAGUAAGGGAAGAUGCUCAGCACAAUAUUCAAAAUUAUACUUAA
This is a messenger RNA of Procambarus clarkii (red swamp crayfish), 2993 nucleotides long. RefSeq names its product heparan-alpha-glucosaminide N-acetyltransferase. The record is from RefSeq and is a predicted model, not a curated record. Lineage: Eukaryota; Metazoa; Arthropoda; Malacostraca; Decapoda; Cambaridae.